Messenger RNA from Megalops cyprinoides (Indo-Pacific tarpon), 4006 nucleotides. Its product is annotated as serine/threonine-protein kinase/endoribonuclease IRE1-like. Gene Ontology annotation, cellular component: IRE1-TRAF2-ASK1 complex. The record is from RefSeq and is a predicted model, not a curated record. Lineage: Eukaryota; Metazoa; Chordata; Actinopteri; Elopiformes; Megalopidae. Gene Ontology annotation, biological process: IRE1-mediated unfolded protein response; intrinsic apoptotic signaling pathway in response to endoplasmic reticulum stress; mRNA processing. Gene Ontology annotation, molecular function: ATP binding; protein serine/threonine kinase activity; RNA endonuclease activity. The transcript has 23 exons. Bases 174 to 3776 code for a protein of 1200 amino acids.
GCCGGAGUCGCAUGGAGAGACUCAUGGAUGUGACAAUAACACACGGCGCAGGAUCACAAGUUACUACGAUCGGCAGUGCGCCCGUUUUCUACUAACGUUUGAACUCUUUGAUUGCCUUCCUCUCUAUGCGAAGUCGUGCCGUCCGCGGACUGACUUUGGCGUCGGUGUGAACGAUGAACCGGACAGUAUGGAGCGGCGCGGUUGUGUGGUGUGUUUUCAUCCUGCUCACACACAAUAUUGACCCUUCAAGAUCGGGCUGCUGUGGGGCAAGCACCGUCUCUGCGCCUGAGAACCUUCUCUUCGUGUCCACCCUGGAUGGCAACCUGCAUGCCGUCAACAAGAGGUCCGGCUCCAUCAAGUGGACCCUGAAGGAAGAUCCGGUGCUUCAGAUGGCUGCCCACGUGACGGAGCCUGCAUUUCUGCCCGACCCCAAUGAUGGCAGCCUGUAUUCUCUGGGAGGCCAGAACAACGAAGGACUGAUGAAACUGCCCUUCACGAUCCCCGAGCUGGUCCAGGCGGCACCCUGCAGCACCUCUGAUGGCAUGCUCUACAUGGGUAAGAAGCAGGACCUCUGGUACGUGGUGGACCUGGUGACAGGGGAGAAGCAGCAGACUCUGACGUCUUCCUUCGCCGAGACGUUCUGUCCGUCCUCCUCCCUACUCUACCUGGGCCGCACAGAGUACACCAUCACCAUGUUCGACACCAAGAACGGAGAACUGCGCUGGAAUGCCACAUACUCGGACUACGCCUCCACCCUGCCAGAUGAAGACACCAAAUACAAAAUGGCGCACUUCGUGUCGAUGGGGGACGGGCAGGUGGUGACAGUGGACAGCGAGUCGGGGGACGUGCGGUGGGCGCAGAGCUACGGCGCGCCCGUGGUGGCCCUCUACAUCUGGCAGCGGGACGGCCUGCGCCGGGUCCCGCACACCAACGUCGCCGCCGAGACGCUGCGCCACCUCGCCUACACGUCCGGCGGGGCUGGCCGAGUCUCGCGCUGGAAGCACCCCUUCCCGAAAGAGACCAAGCCCAAGAGCAAGCUCACGGCAGCUCUCUACGUGGGCAAGUACUCCACCAGCCUGUACGCCUCCCCGUCUUUGGUGCACGAAGGCGUCACUGUGUUGCCACAGGGCAGUGCCUUCCCCCUGCUGGAGGGUCCCAGUACUGCGGAGGCGUUCGGAGAAGACAAAGAGUGCGUCAUCACCCCCAGUACCAACGUCAAGUUCUCUGCCACCCUGAAGGAGCGCAACCGCGUCAACUUCAUGAGGAACCGCUUGCUCCUAAUAGGCCACCAUGAGAUGCCCCCUGAGGCCCACAACAAGAUCCUGGACAGGUUCCCUGAGAACAUCCACCGGAAUCAAGCCAAUGUCAUCCCUCCCAGCACUGAGCAGACCAGCGAGGAGAAGGUGACUGACAGUGGCACGGAUGAUAGCGGCGCUCUUCCUCCGGUCACCUCUGUCCAGGAGAAGCCGGGUCGGAUGGUCCGCCCAGAGGCGCCUGUGGACUCCAUGCUGAAGGACUUGGCCACCAUCAUCUUCAGCACCUUCCUCCUGGCUGGCUGGGUGGCCUUCAUCAUCAUAUACCCUAAGAGUGUGCGCAUGCAGCAGCACCAGCAGUUCCAGAGGCAGAUGGAGGAGAAGCUGGAGCUCCUACAGAAACAGCAGCUGCUCUUCCAGCCGCCGGCGGACUCGCCGCUGGACACCGACUUCCUGGACACAGCGCGGGCGCAGGCAGAGAGCUCCAACAACAGCAGCUCCAACCUCACCCCCCGCACCUCCACCCACUCCAACGCCUCAGUGUGUGACAAUGGUGGCUCCGCCGCAGAGCAUGAGGAAGGAGGUGAAAACAAUAUUGUCAGAGUGGGAAACAUUACAUUCAACCCCAAAAAUGUUCUGGGACACGGUGCAGAAGGAACUAUUGUGUACAAGGGUCACUUUGACAGGCGGCCCGUGGCGGUGAAGAGGAUCCUGCCGGAGUGCUUCAGCUUCGCCGACCGCGAGGUGCAGCUGCUGCGCGAGUCGGACGAGCACCCCAACGUCAUCCGCUACUUCUGCACCGAGAGGGACCGGCAGUUCCAGUACAUCGCCAUCGAGCUGUGCGCCGCCACGCUGAGGGAGUACGUGGAGCAGAAGGACUUUGACAGGCAAGGCCUGGAGCCAGUGAGCGUCCUGCAGCAGACCAUGUCCGGGCUGGCGCAUCUGCACUCUCUGAACAUCGUGCACAGGGACCUGAAGCCUCACAACAUCCUGGUGUCCAUGCGCGGCCCUCAGGGCCGGAGGCGGGCCAUGAUCUCCGACUUCGGGCUCUGUAAGAAGCUGGCCGCGGGUCGGCACAGCUUCAGCAGGAGGUCCGGGGUUCCCGGCACCGAGGGCUGGAUCGCCCCGGAGGUGCUGAAUGAGGACAGCGCGCGUAACCCGACGUGUGCUGUGGACAUAUUCUCCGCCGGCUGUGUCUUCUACUACACGGUGUCACAGGGCAGCCACCCCUUUGGGAAGUCCCUGCAGAGGCAAGCCAAUAUCCUACUGGGGGCUUACAGCUUGGACUGCUUACAGCCAGACAAACACGAGGACCUCAUCGCCAGGGACCUGAUGGAGCAGAUGCUGAGCAUGGAGCCCCAGAGACGGCCGUCGGCGGAGAGCGUGCUGAAGCACCCCUUCUUCUGGAGCCUGGAGAAGCAACUGCACUUCUUCCAGGACGUCAGCGACCGCAUCGAGAAGGAGUCGCUGGACGGAGCCGUGGUGCGGCAGCUGGAGCGAGGGGGCCGGGCGGUGGUGAAGGGGGACUGGAGGGAGCACAUCACCGUCCCUCUGCAGACAGACCUGCGGAAAUUUCGAUCAUACAAAGGGGGGUCAGUGCGAGACCUGCUCCGUGCCAUGCGGAACAAGAAGCACCACUACAGAGAGCUGCCGGCACAGGUGCAGGAGACGCUGGGCUCCGUCCCUGAGGGCUUCGUGUGCUACUUCACCUCCCGCUUCCCACGGCUGCUGUUGCACACCUACCAGGCCAUGCACACCUGUGCCCGAGAGCGGCCCUUCCUGCACUACUACCCCAGCACAGAGACACCUGCACAGACCCAGCACACAGCCCUACAGACCGAGCCGCCCAACGGCACAGAGACAUCUGCACAGACCCAGCACACAGCCCCACAGACUGAGCCGCCCAACGGCACAGAGACAUCUGCACAGACCCAGCACACAGCCCCACAGACUGAGCCGCCCAACAGCACAGAGACACCUGCACAGACCCAGCACACAGCCCCACAGACUGAGCCGCCCAACAGCACAGAGACACCUGCACAGACCCAGCAAACAGCCCCACAGACUGAGCCGCCCAACGGCACAGAGACACCUGCACAGACCCAGCAAACAGCCCCACAGACUGAGCCGCCCAACGGCACAGAGACACCUGCACAGACCCAGCACACAGCCCCACAGACUGAGCCGCCCAACAGCACAGAGACAUCUGCACAGACCCAGCACACAGCCCCACAGACUGAGCCGCCCAACAGCACAGAGACACCUGCACAGACCCAGCACACAGGCCUAGGGACUAAGCCACCCAACAGCACAGCAACACCCCAACACACCCAGCACACAGGCCCACAGACUGAGCCACCCAACAGCACAGAGACACCUGCACAGACCCAGCAAAGAGGCCUAGAAUCUGAACUACCCAGACACACCCAGCGAACCCACCCAAAGGCUGAGCCACCCAGAGACACUCAGCUGACACGCCCAGAGUCUGACAUGCUGUCCGAGGGUGCUAAUCCUGUGCGAUAGAGGCGGGGGAACAGUGGCCGUGACUUUCAGUGCCGUUGCCUUCUGAGGCAACACAUCUCAGGGCUGGCAGCCUUCCUCUGUGACGCUGAGGUCUGGGCCUGCAGUGCUCUGACCCCUCAGCAGGGGGAGCACCUCUCCCUACCCACAGUGCCUUUGCUUCUCAACCAAGGCAGCGACAGCCCAGUGAGGAGCAGUGCUGUCUCAACAGGAGCUGGAGGAGAAGAAUCACA